Messenger RNA from Arachis duranensis, 1584 nucleotides. RefSeq lists its product as uncharacterized. The record is from RefSeq and is a predicted model, not a curated record. The coding region runs from base 861 to 1385 and encodes 174 amino acids. NCBI's taxonomy places the organism in Eukaryota, Viridiplantae, Streptophyta, Magnoliopsida, Fabales, Fabaceae. The transcript is spliced from 4 exons.
AAUGAUUUGUCAUAAAGGCAACCUCAUUAGCUAGCAAGCUAGGUGCUGCCAAUUCUCCUACUCUAUCUUGUUUUCUAAGUCUCUACUCUUUCUGUCCACUCCUCAACCAAAACUUCUUCUCCAAGCACCUUUCUAUCUUAAAGAAAACAACACCUUAUAUAUUAUAAUUACAAUAUUCCUUUCGAAAACUUUCAAACAAAUUCACCUAUAUUUAUACUGUAUUUCCAACUAAACAAAAACAAUAAGCAAUUGCCAUAUUUAUGUCAACCAUAGGAUCUGAUUAGCUGGACUAAGGCAUGGUGGCAGGUAAUAUAACUAUACAUAUAUGUCAUGUACUCAUGUGUCUUUGGCAAAAAGUUCUGGUCCAUACAUAAAAACUAUAGAUACCAUUGUGGAAGCAGUAGUUAGCUGAAUUAGCCAAUAUACCAACUUAAGAAAAUAGCUACCUAACCAAAGAAUGCUCAUCAAGAUUAUUCUUCACUAUGUCUUCAGUUUAAUAAAUAAAACAAAAUGGUAAUAAAGUCUAGGCAAAGAUUUAACAUUGUUUAUACUUUCAAUUUCAAUGUAUAAAACCCUUUUAAACUCAAUACUAGAAUUUUGAUGGUGCUAUUUUUGAGUAAAGUUGGCAGAGAAAUUUAAAUUCAGUGUUAAUUAACUAUUCAUAACAGUUUUGUCACUAGGCACUUUCCAUUUGUUUGGGCUUAUUCUAUGGUUUUGUUAGUAAAAUAAGAAUAGCCUUAAAAGCAAGUGUUGCUUAUAAGCACACAUAAGGCAAAGAGAAAGAGAGUUAUUAUUCCAAAGAAAAGAGAAAGAAGAAAGAAGAGGGAAAGGAGUGAGUGCUGUGGCUUUGUGGUGCAGCAAUGGCAUCAACACCAAAACAGUCUUAUGAACAGCAGCCACUGAAUGCGCAGCAGCGAGCUAGGAACUCGGGGAUGAUCAACUCUAGCCAGAGUCCAACAGGGGAUGACAGGGAAGAGGAGAUGUCGAGAUCAGCCUUGGCGAUGUUUCGAGCCAAGGAAGAAGAGAUUGAAAGGAAGAAAAUGGAGGUGAGGGAUAAGGUUCAUACUUAUCUGGGAAAAGUUGAAGAAGAAACAAAGCGCUUGGCUGAGAUUAGAGAAGAGCUUGAAUCUCUCACAGAUCCAUUGAGGAAAGAUGUUGCAGUAAUUCGCAAGAGGAUAGACAUUAUUAACAAAGAAUUAAAGCCACUGGGUCAGACCUGCCAAAAAAAGGAGAGAGAAUACAAGGAUGCCCUUGAAGCUUUCAAUGAGAAAAACCGAGAAAAGACUCAACUAGUUACAAAAUUGAUGGAGCUGGUGACUGAAAGUGAGAAGUUGAGGAUGAAGAAGCUUGAAGAGCUAAGCAAAAACGUAGAUAGCCUCCAUUGAGAUGCUAAUGAAUAUAACCUUUUUGUAUUUACUUCAGUGUGCUUUUGACUAGAAUCAUUAUUUUUACUCCUUCAAUGUGCCAUAUUUUGUGAUUUCGUUUGUUAUUUUGCUGACAAAAAAUUAGGAAAUAUUGUCCAUGAAAAUGUGUGAAAUUAGACUCUUGAAUUCUGAAUUGCUGCGAAAAGUUCUUGUCGUUUUA